GUGCCUGCGUGCCUGCUUGCCUGCCGGUGCCGGGCCUGACCGCAGAGGCACAGACUCACCGCAGCCUGUGUUCCAUUUCCUCCUCGACCUCGAGACACAACAACACACAACAGAGCCAAGCCAGAAACAAGGGGGAAACAAGACAGAGCUCACACACACGCUUCUCUUCUCUUCUCUUCUCUCCUGUCUGCUCAGUUUGGUGGGUUCUGCUCACCAGUUUCCCCUCACAGUACAAAACCCCAUUCCUUCCGUCCAUCAUCCUCCAUACAUAGGCACACACAGCCGGCGCGCAAUAGACAGCAGCUUCUGCAAGAAACCAUACCAUGAGAAACAUCAUGGAGAGAAGCCCCCACGAGUCCUCCUUCUCCUUCUCCCGGAGGCACUUCAAGUGGCCGGUUCUCGGCAAGAGCAGCAGCCAUGGCGCCACUAGCACCGCCGCCGCGGAGGAAGGUUUCGUCAAGAUCAGCUCGGAUAAGCAUGCCGAGGACGACGAGGAGGCGUCCUUGGCUUUCUCCUCCGCCUGCCGGUCCUUCCACUCGGAGGACUUCGUGUCUCCCCCGCCCAAGCCGCUCAAGCAGCACCGCAAGAAUACUAGGCCGGGCCGCACGGCCGUGUCGCGCCUGCGCACGGCGCUGGCAGCGGCAAUCUCCGGCCGGCACCGGCAGGUCGGCCUCGGCUCGCGGCUUACCGGCACGCUGUACGGGCACCGUCGCGGCCACGUCCACCUCGCGUUCCAGGUCGACCCGCGCGCGUGCCCGGCGCUGCUGCUGGAGCUGACCGCGCCCACGGCGUCGCUAGUUCGCGAGAUGGCCUCGGGCCUCGUGCGCAUCGCACUCGAGUGCGAGCGCUCCAAGGGCGCCUCCGCAUUCCCCGGCACCACUGCUGGCGCGGGCGCCGGCGCGGGCAGGAAGCUGCUGGAGGAGACGGUGUGGCGCGCCUACUGCAACGGCAAGGGAUGCGGGUACGCGGUGCGGCGCGAGUGCGGGGCCGCAGACUGGCGGGUGCUGCGCGCGCUGGAGCCCGUGUCCAUGGGGGCCGGGGUCAUACCGGCGUCAUGCGGUGGCGGCGAGGGCGACGUCAUGUACAUGCGCGCGCGGUUCGAGCGCGUGGUGGGCUCGCGCGACUCGGAAGCAUUCUACAUGAUCAACCCGGACAGCGGCAGCAAUGCCAACAGCGUCGGCCCCGAGCUUAGCGUCUACCUUCUUAGAGUUUGAUCCCGCGUUUGCAGUUUGCUGGGAGUGUCGUGCGUGCUUUGAACUGUUUUUCUUGUUCCUUGUGUUUUAUGUAGCCCCUUUUAUGGCAUCCUUAAUAAUGCAGGUGGUGUUUAUUAGAGCUACUA
Triticum dicoccoides is the source of this 1339-nucleotide messenger RNA. RefSeq names its product protein MIZU-KUSSEI 1-like. Lineage: Eukaryota; Viridiplantae; Streptophyta; Magnoliopsida; Poales; Poaceae. Gene Ontology annotation, biological process: hydrotropism. The transcript has a single exon. The record is from RefSeq and is a predicted model, not a curated record. Bases 324 to 1214 code for a protein of 296 amino acids.